This is a messenger RNA of Saprolegnia diclina VS20, 645 nucleotides long. RefSeq lists its product as hypothetical. Gene Ontology annotation, molecular function: transcription corepressor activity. Gene Ontology annotation, cellular component: mitochondrion; PML body. The transcript has a single exon. The record is from RefSeq and is a predicted model, not a curated record. Gene Ontology annotation, biological process: Fas signaling pathway; extrinsic apoptotic signaling pathway via death domain receptors. Lineage: Eukaryota; Oomycota; Saprolegniomycetes; Saprolegniales; Saprolegniaceae. Bases 11 to 409 code for a protein of 132 amino acids.
GUUUUUGGCAAUGGAGGACCUGUACGGCGACCUCGACACGUCGGUGACGGGCCUCAGCAGCGUGCACCUCAAGACGCAGCUGCAGGAGAUCACGGCCAAGUACGAAGCGCUGCUCAAGGAGGCCGGCAAUCUCCAGCAUGCCAACGCGCAGCUGGGCGAGCGCAACCAGGUGCUCGAGCGCAACAUCUCGGUGCUCUUUGCCACCGCGCAGACCGAGAUUGGCCGCAAGGACAAGGCGAUCCAAGCGCUUCGCGACGAAGUGCAGCAAGCGCAAGAGAAACUGAUGCAGCCGCGCAAAGCAGAUCACAGCCGUCCGUCCAGCUACGACGCGCGGGCCCGCGACCACCGGCCACCCAGUGCGAGCAGCCGUCCCUUCUCCGCUCGCGACUCGCGCGACUACCACCGCUAGUACAGGUCCAACAUAUAUACUUGCAUCUCUGCCGUAAAUGCUUUCGUCUGUCUACCGGUAUGGCGUGGAUGCGUAUUCCAAGUUCUUUGGUCGGCGAUCGACGAUCGACGCAGCAUGAAGUUAGCACAAAUACAUUGGGGAUGCUGUUACUGCCAUCUUUAUGGACAGGCCACACCUGCGUGGUAACGUACAACGGCGCGUGUUGCGUCAGACAAAGUGUCCAAUGUGAAUUUUGC